Messenger RNA from Lactuca sativa (garden lettuce), 647 nucleotides. Its product is annotated as protein SMALL AUXIN UP-REGULATED RNA 10. Gene Ontology annotation, biological process: response to auxin. The record is from RefSeq and is a predicted model, not a curated record. NCBI's taxonomy places the organism in Eukaryota, Viridiplantae, Streptophyta, Magnoliopsida, Asterales, Asteraceae.
CUCAAAACUACACUUACAAAUUAAACACAGAAACCACUUUCUUUCCCUAAAUCACACCGUUAUCUAGCUAGUACUCAGUUGUUUUUCAUGGAGUCCCCAGUGAAGGGUCGUUUGCGAAAGAAAAACUUCCUAAUCAAGACAUGGGAGCGAUGCCGAACCAUUCCUAGCUCUGCUGGCGUUUCAGGUUUUUGCAAUAUUAGGAAGAAGAAGGUGGCGCCGGAAGGUUUUUUUCCGGUGUACGUUGGACCAGAGAAACAGUGGUUUGCAGUGAAGACGCAAUACGCAAAUCAUCCGUUGUUUAGGAUGCUUUUGGAAGAUGCGGAAGUUGAAUACGGGUAUGAUACACCCGGCCCGAUACUGCUUCCAUGUGAAGUGGAUCUUUUUUACAGGGUGGUGGCGGAGAUGGAGACUAUGGAAAUGGAGCCUCGCAAGUUGAGAUAUGGAUCGUGUAGUCCAUUUAAUCCAAGCCGGCGGUUGAUUAACGCUGGCGGCGAUCAGAUGGUCAAAGGUUACGGUGGUUAUGGACUUCUUACACCUUCGCGGUUGGUUAAGAUGAAUUAACUUGUAUAUAUAUAUGCUUCUAAUUACUUUUGUGAAUAAUAUGUAGUAAAUUUGAUAAAAAAAAAAAAAAAAGAGUAUUAUUUGUA